AUGGGAAGCACGUGCGAAUACACAACUCCAUAAAAAGUACGAGUAAAAGUUUGCCCAGGUUUUGCACGAGAACAAUUUCCAAUUCAAAAUCAAUCGCCUUGACAUUUGCAUCCCAAUUUAACCCCUACAGGUCUCACAGGCGACAGUUUAACAAUUUCCCUUGCAAUCUCCACCUCAAUUUCACAUCUUCCGAUCACAGGUGACAGUUUUUCUUCCCUAAAAAUGCCACAAACCUUACUCCACCUCAAGAACGACCAGCUCCGCGCCCUUGCCGAUAACCAGCGACCCAGCCGCGCCUACCUUGCCCCGGGGCGCGCCGUUAUCAACGACAUUUUCGAAAGUAUCCGUCAAUCCGAUGAGAUCAGUUUGGACCGCGCUCGAAAAGCGGGCAGUAUUGGAAAAGGAACCGCUCUGGGGGACGAAUUUUGUCCAGAUUUUGACCUCGUCUGCUUCAUCAAUGGACACAUGCCCCCCUUCUCCCCCGCGCUCAUCCAGGCCUUUCUCCGCGCCGUGAAAAAGGCGGAUCGGACGACACAAUGGCAAAUCCAGUCGAUUACUUACAACCAACAUUCCGUCCAAGUCGAAGUCGUCACCGGGGAGGGUGUCACCUUCAAGUUGGACAUUCUUCCGGCAGCCAAUUUGGUCCAGGGGGACCACCUUUUGAACGCCAUGGAGCGGUUGUCAAUUCAGGAGAAAUGCGUCGGAAAAACGAUGCGUGACCGAUGCAAGAGAUUCAGAGAACGACAAAAUUUCUCGACAAGUUUGGCCGAGGCGACGGUCUCGUUUGUGCGGGCCGUUCCACUCAACGUUUCUCGGAUAAUUCGGAUCGCCCAGUACUGGGAUAAGUGCGUCGAUCUGGGUGGUGCCCGCCUAACCGGACGAUCCUACCUCAUCGAACUCGUCGCCAUGGGAACCAACCUGGGCCGCAAACCGAAUCGCGGACUUCAAGCGCGCUUCAGCCAUUUUCUCCACCAAAUGCGAACCCUUUCAUCGGCUUGUAUCGUAUUCACCGAAAAUUAUGAAGAAUCCCAAAUUCCUGCCGAUGUUCGUCGCCAACGCCCCCUGAUUUUGGAUCCGAUCAACCCCUUCAAUAAUUUGGGGUUUCAAUUAAGGAAACCGGAAAUGGCUGGAGUCCUGCAGCGAUGGAGGGAAGCGGCUGAAGAAACGUUGGAUUUUAUUGGGUCGAAGAAUGACGAUGUUGAAGCCUGGUUUAUUUUUUGAGAGUUUGCAAUCUGUAAACUCUGUA
This is a messenger RNA of Folsomia candida, 1246 nucleotides long. Its product is annotated as 2'-5'-oligoadenylate synthase 1. Gene Ontology annotation, cellular component: membrane; cytosol; nucleoplasm. NCBI's taxonomy places the organism in Eukaryota, Metazoa, Arthropoda, Collembola, Entomobryomorpha, Isotomidae. Bases 223 to 1221 code for a protein of 332 amino acids. The record is from RefSeq and is a predicted model, not a curated record. Gene Ontology annotation, biological process: regulation of ribonuclease activity. The transcript has 4 exons. Gene Ontology annotation, molecular function: 2'-5'-oligoadenylate synthetase activity; double-stranded RNA binding.